AUGAUUGACAACGUGCAGAGGCAGAUUGAGAAGGCCAGGCUGGGCGCUGGGGGGGUACUAUUGCAACUCAUUAAAAUAAGCGAUAUCAGCAAGCCGGCGGCGGCCUCGGCCACGUACGAGUCGUCCAAGGGAAGUAGUGGUGGUGGAGGAGGAGGGAAGAGAGUCCUUCUACUCCAGGCGACUGAUGGUACCCAGAAGAAGUCGAUAGAGUCGAUGCUCUCUCGGUUGGACUACCCCCAGAUAGGCACUAAGAUACUCCUAGAUGGCUCCACAGAGGUUCUCAACGGUCAAGUGCUCCUGCGACCAGACAAGGUCAAAGUUGUAGGAGGAACGGUAGAGCGCCUAGUAGAAGCAUGGAAGGCCAACAAGCUGGCCGCUGAGUCACGGUUCGGGUCGGAAUCACGGACGAAGGAUGCCAGUGUUGACGGACCACCAAAGUUCGUGUCAUUCGCGGAUCGCAAUAAAAUAUAUAAAAGACACAACCAGAAGGCCCCGGAAGUAGUCAUGAACAAGGAUCUCGCGCCUUCCGAGGGCCCUGCGCCACCUUCCGACGAUCAGCCAAGCUCGUCACGGUUCAACAGGGGCGAGGUGGGCGAGGCUGCUGCCGUGGUUGAUAUGGCUAAGGUCUCCAAGGAUGCAUUCAAGAGCAAAUUCGAUAGAGGUGCAUCGUUGGGAGCGUUUCUGAACUUAGGCAAAUCAGAUGAAUUGGCAGCGGCAAUGUUACUCUCUGAAGCGGCUGCUGUGGAGCCUCCGAAGGUUACUCGUGAGAGCGGUAAGGGAAAAGGAAAGGGAAGAGGUCGUCAUGAUGAUGAUCAUAAUCACGGUAAGGGCAAGGGGAAGGGUAAGGGUAAGGGCGGUAAGGGUGGGCAUCGGAAAGGAGGAGGAGGAGGACAUAAGGGAGGCAAAGGGAAAGGACGAUGGUGA
This is a messenger RNA of Perkinsus marinus ATCC 50983, 924 nucleotides long. RefSeq lists its product as hypothetical. The coding region runs from base 1 to 924 and encodes 307 amino acids. The transcript is spliced from 11 exons. NCBI's taxonomy places the organism in Eukaryota, Perkinsozoa, Perkinsida, Perkinsidae. Gene Ontology annotation, cellular component: nucleus. The record is from RefSeq and is a predicted model, not a curated record.